Molecule: messenger RNA, 1146 nt
Organism: Penicillium griseofulvum
Lineage: Eukaryota; Fungi; Ascomycota; Eurotiomycetes; Eurotiales; Aspergillaceae
Exons: 3
Coding region: 1-1146 (381 amino acids)
Source: RefSeq, a predicted model, not a curated record
AUGUCACAAGCUGAUCUUGGUCCAGCCCUAGAGAGGGGGAUUUGGGCCGCCGUAGUCAUUGCUGCGGUGAUCGUUAUUUUACGCGUCUUUGCCAAAAUCAAGAUCAAAAGGUUUGGCGUCGAUGAUGGACUGAUGAUCCUCGCCGAGAUUUUGGCAAUCGUAUCAACAGUAUUCUUGACAUUGUCAGUUAAGCAUGGGUUCGGCAAGAAUCUUAGCACACUAUUACCAAAUGACAAGAAAGCGGUCUUGAAGAACAUCGCAAUCCAAGUUCCUCUUGUCACCUUCAGCACCACCUUCGCCCGCUCCGCAUUUAUUCUCUACAUCCUCCCCCUAGUCGGAACCAACAAAUACUACCAGGUUGCGCUAUGGACUGUUUUGGCAAUACAGUUGGCCGGGAACAUUACAUCGGCCGUGCUACCGCUUAGCAUAUGUCGCGAUGUGGCCGCUCUAUGGGACCCAGCAGCCGCAGUUGCGACGACCUGCGGCGACUCACAUGCAGUAAUCAAAUUCGCCUACUACUCCAACACGUUCAACUCGGCCACUGAUCUGUUUCUGGCCGUCUUCCCCACUGUGGUUUUCUGGAACCUGAAUUUGAAACUACGCAUCAAGAUCAGUUUGAUCGUUCUGCUCAGCUUGGGUAUCGUUGCAAUGGUCGCAUCCAUUAUCAAAACAACCAAACUGAAAGACGUCCCCAGCAUCACCAAUACUGGAGCCAGCGGUGGCAUCGAACUAAUUCGCUGGGGAUACAUCGAAAACGUCAUCAUUAUCAUUACCUCCUCGAUCCCUUGCAUCCGCCCCUUGAUCAUCUCAUCCGUGCGCAAGAUAUCCAGCGGCAAAUAUUCCCGCUCCUACGAACUCAGUAUGCCCUUCAGUGGUCGCAAAUCUGGUGCCCCAAACGAAACGAAUCAGUCACGCCGAACGCGCAAGUUCAAGUCAGAUAUUGAGAACAAUAGCGUCGACCGCAUUCUGGAUCAAAAUCGGAGCACGCAUACUAGUACAUCUAUAGGAGGUGCACCGGAUUCUCCUACUUUCUCUACUCCCGGUAUCACGAAGCAGGUGGAGAUUUCGGUUACAUCAGAUGAUGGGCAACCUUUGAAAGAGAACAUUUUGAGAGAGCACAUGAGUGGUCUCUCACUAAGGAGUUAG